UCGUCUGUAUCUUAUCGUGCUUGUGUUGAACAGAAGCUAUAGGUGUGUUUACGCGGGAUAUUCUAUGUUUGUAUUCCCCGAUAUACAAGUGUGAUAUCAUUUCAUAUUAGGAAUACACGUGUAAUAAUUACACAUAUCACCCACAUUAGAACUGGACAAAGUAGUAACUCAUUACAUUCGGUGGACAUAUGUAAUUAUUCCAAGUAAAAUUUGUGGCGAACUAACCUAUGUACAAGUGCAAAGUACAGGUAAAAGUGAAACAAUAGUGUACCUAACCAGUGCAGGAAAUAAUGGAACUAGUUUAACAAAACAUCUGGAGUUCUUUACCUUAUAAUAUAUCAAUGUGUGAAAUGAUGCCAAGUUCGUCCCAAUACCGACUGUCCGAAGAAACGGGAAGUGACGGAGAAACAUCCAUUGACUUUAGACUCAACCCGGACAUGAAACUGGACAAUCGGUUACCAAGUAUGUCGCACUCAGAAUCGGACGAUGGACUGUCCGAUUCGGACAGUGUCUUACACUCUCCAGACACCGAUGGACACAAAUUGGUCAGUCCUGAGCACGGCACGCGAUCAGAAGAGUGUCACAGCGGUACCGAGUUCGAAUCCCCAGACAAAAAUCUAGGAUCGCCAUUAUCUAAAGACGAUCUUCAGGACGACUCUCAGGUCAGGCGAUACAGGACGGCCUUCACCCGCGAACAAAUAGGCCGCCUGGAAAAGGAGUUCUACAAAGAGAACUACGUAUCCAGACCGAGGCGAUGUGAGCUGGCCAAACUUCUCAACCUCCAGGAAAAUACCAUCAAGGUUUGGUUCCAGAACAGACGAAUGAAGGACAAGAGACAGAGAAUGGCCAUGGCCUGGCCGUAUGGAAUCGCCGAUCCACAUCUAUAUGCUUAUUUAGCAGCGGCUGCAGCUUCGUAUCCAUACGGAAUUUCUUCUCCUGGAUCAAACCCUUUCAACUACUACGCUUCGCUUGGAAUCCAGAGACCCUCUUCGGCAGGUCUCGGACAAUACUCAUCUUUUGGUGGUGGACCUAUUCGUUCACGGUCAGAUAUUCAUCCCGGAAUGUCAGGCUCACUCAUACGCAAUCCAACAAUGCCAAUCCCGCACUCAAUGCCAGCCACUUCCUCGAUUGGUUGCAAUAUGCACACCUCCCUUGACAAUUCAUCUUCACUCAUCCAUGGACAUUCUUCAAUGCCAAACACGUCACCACCAGCUGAUAAUUGUAACUGUAACCCGUUGUUAGGAGGACUUGGCAAUAUACCUACGUCACUUCCCUCUGCGCAAGCUCCGAAGGCGCAUUCGAAUACAACAUCACAAGGACUGUUUCGUCCGUUCCAGACCGAUUCCGAGAGAACGUGAUGGUAGGAAGUCUAGUAAUUGUAGGAAGUGAACAAAGUAUUAAUCUGGGACGAUGUCAAUGAAAUUCACACUUCAUAAUACAUUAGGGGACUCAUACUGAGUUAUGUUAUGUUAUGUCGAUGGACAAUUUUCCUGUGUUGUCUGUUUUGAAGAAACAUAUGUAAAUAGUUGUCUUAGUUGUCGAAAAGCCAACGUGAUGUGUUGUGUUCAGAAACUUGCAAGUAACCUCCAAAUGAUCUUCCGUUUUUAACGGAAACAAUAAUGGUUUGUAACACUUGUCUAACAUCAUAUGUGUAUGUGUUCGGAUGAUUUAGUAAUUAGCCCGUUGACACCCUCGGUCGAAUGCCCCUCGAACAGAAGCAUCUUAUUCCAUACACUUGUAUUCUCACGUUGACUGUUCCAAAUGCUUUAAGUCACUGGAGGUAAAACUGACAGUAUAUUCAGCCGUUGUACUUACGUUUACGUGUGUGUUUACACGUGUUUAACGUGCCGUUUUAAUCCAUUCCGUUAUUCAUGAUUCUACAUUUAUAUUUAUUUGUUCUGUAUGGAUUGUUCAAUUGAUGCUGGGAUUCUUGAAUCAGUGUUGAAUUGAAGAAAAUAAUAAAAU
Messenger RNA from Mizuhopecten yessoensis (Yesso scallop), 1965 nucleotides. Its product is annotated as homeobox protein vab-7-like. Lineage: Eukaryota; Metazoa; Mollusca; Bivalvia; Pectinida; Pectinidae. Gene Ontology annotation, cellular component: nucleus. Gene Ontology annotation, molecular function: DNA-binding transcription factor activity, RNA polymerase II-specific; RNA polymerase II cis-regulatory region sequence-specific DNA binding. Bases 342 to 1358 code for a protein of 338 amino acids. Gene Ontology annotation, biological process: regulation of transcription by RNA polymerase II. The record is from RefSeq and is a predicted model, not a curated record. The transcript has 3 exons.